This is a messenger RNA of Ostrea edulis (European flat oyster), 3801 nucleotides long. RefSeq names its product zinc transporter ZIP13-like. The record is from RefSeq and is a predicted model, not a curated record. The transcript has 9 exons. The coding region runs from base 104 to 1294 and encodes 396 amino acids. NCBI's taxonomy places the organism in Eukaryota, Metazoa, Mollusca, Bivalvia, Ostreida, Ostreidae. Gene Ontology annotation, molecular function: zinc ion transmembrane transporter activity. Gene Ontology annotation, cellular component: membrane. Gene Ontology annotation, biological process: zinc ion transmembrane transport; intracellular zinc ion homeostasis.
UGAGAAAUGUUUACACAGAAAGUUCAAGGACGAAUUCAAUGCAACAAUAAUAUGUGGCCUUUUAGGCCGUCUGAUCCCUUUGGACUCUUGGCCCUGUAAUCUUAUGUGUACGAUGGCUUUCUAUCAGCUGCCGUUAACGGUCCUCGUUAUCAUUUUACUUGUGAUACCACCGGCAGAUGGAGAGAUACAUAGAACGACGUUAAAAACAGGAGUACCCAAUCGUUUCUCUCAAGACGUGGCAAGUGAAACUCGAUCCGUAAUGUCGGAUCCAGAGGCUGAGAGAACGUUUUAUGAAGUGUUUUGUUAUUCUUUAGGAGGCGCUGUGCUUGUAGGCCUCAGUGGUAUAUUCCCUCUCCUCGUUAUCCCUAUAGAGGCUGGUCCUGCACUUAAACACGGCGCUGCAGCCAACAGACUGAAGUUAUUGUUGAGUUUUGCGGUGGGAGGACUCCUUGGAGAUGUGUUUUUGCACCUGCUUCCCGAGGCUUGGGCCAGUCUUAACAAAGAUGGGAAUCAUGAUCACCAAGGACAUAUGAAGAUUGGUUUAUGGGUACUAGCUGGAAUCCUCUCAUUUCUAAUCAUUGAAAAAGUAUUCGCAAAAGAAGGAGAAUUUGAUCAUAUGCAUGAUGAUUGUGACUCAAGUGAUGAAGACGAAGACUGCCGAAAUAAGCAGAUUUCAGAUUCAGCAAAAAUAAAUGGUUGUGAUUUAAGAAAAAGGACUAGUUUAUCUGAUAAUCAUGGAAAAAAUUACAAAAAGCAAACUCGUGCAUUAAAAUCACCACAGAAAGCUGAACCUGCAGCAUCCAAACAGAGCGCAGAUGCAGAUACAGACAAGGAAUCAAAUAUCAAGGUCAGCGGUUACCUGAACUUAUUAGCCAAUGUCAUAGACAACUUUACCCAUGGGCUAGCGGUAGGAGGGAGCUUUCUAGUCAGUAAUAAGGUUGGCUAUGUAACCACACUGGCCAUUCUGUUACAUGAAAUUCCUCACGAAGUUGGAGAUUUCGCCAUUCUGCUACGAUCAGGUUUCAACAGGUGGAAAGCUGCUAAAGCACAGAUGAUGACAGCAACUGGAGGAAUCUUAGGUGUGAUUACAGCAUUAACCGCUGAGUCAGCAGAAUCUGCUGGGGAAAGUACAGCCUGGAUUCUUCCAUUUACCUCUGGGGGAUUUAUCUACAUCGCCUUAGUAACCGUUGUCCCAGAUCUCUUGGAUGAAAAACAUGCAAUGGAGUCUUUGAAGCAAAUUCUUUGUCUUUGUGCUGGAAUUCUAGCCAUGCUGUUCGUUAGCUUCAUCCAUUGACCUUUCCGUACUACAAAGAGCUCAGGCACUGCUGUGAAACUUUAAAAUCAUAUCUAUAGCUUGUUUAUCUUUCUGCUUCAUUUAGAGAAGAGAUGAAUAUAUUUUUGAAAAACAUUGUGAUGCUCGAGUAAUGUACUUUAAGUGUGGGAAUUUUUUUCCUUCAGAUGUUUUCUAACAGUAUAAUGUUGUUAUACAAGUAUAAUGUCUAUGAGGCAGAGCUUUUGUUAUUUGAGCUAAACAGAUUUCAUGUACCAAGGUAUUUGAGCCUGGAAAAUCCAUAUUACAUGUAAGGUAUUUUUGUCACAUCUUUUAUCAUAUCUUUGUACGUUUUGCAAUGUACAUAUUGUUUAUUUUAAACUCAAUUUUCUGCCAAACUUCAUGUGAUAUUACUAACAAAAUUUGCAUGUGUAUAUUUAUUGUUCUGUAUUAAUGGAUAUACAGUGUAUCUACAUGUAUAUAAACAUGACAUUGCAGAAUCUUUGUUCAAGCAGUAGUCUGCCCUUUUUAAAACCAUGAAAAACUUCCCGUUUAUUUGCAUAGCUUUUUCACAUGCUAAUAUUUAACAGUUGUACUCCUUUAGAUUUAAUUGAAAAUGUAGAGCGUGGAGUCAUUUGAUAAAUGUUUUAUAGGAAAACUUACAUCGAUGUCCAUCUUCUCUGUACCUUUGUGCUUUUUUUUUUUUUGUACAUAUAAACAGUAAUUGAUUAAAUGAGGCAUUAUCUGCGAAGAGCAUGUCACCUACAAAUUAUAAAGCAGAACAAUAUUUCUUAUUUGAAAUGUUCUGCAUAAAUAGAAGAAUACAGGUUUUAUUUUUUUAUUUUUCAUUACUGACAAGAAAGGGUGUUGGAUGAACAGUUAGGUUAUUGGGAUAUAACUUGCAUAUUUUCCUUUGAUAAAGACAAAGGGAAAUGCAUGGAUAUGAUUUUGAUUGUAAAUUGAGGUGCAAUAUAUUUUACAUGUAUUAAGUUUUUAUGUGUUCAUAAAAAAUAUAUAUAUUUUAAAGCGGUAUAUAUUUCAGUAUUGCUAUCAUGCAGUGUUUUGGGAUCAUUAUGAUAUACGUGAAAUUUUAUUUUUUGCUUUAUUAAGAGAAAAUUUAUUUCUUCAGUUGUUGAGAAUAAGAAUGCAACACAAUAGUAAUAACGGUAUUUUAUUCGUGCUGCACGUCUUUCCUUAAUUGAAUCAAUAAUUUUUUUUUAUUUUCUAAACCCAACUUUAUGACUUAUUUUUGCACACUCAUUUGUGCAUUUCAAAAAUGGUCAGGAAAGUUAUAAAAGUUAAACUAUCAUCAAAAAUAUAGAUAUUUGGUAGUUAUAAGCCCCUGAAGGUUUCUAUAAAAUUGAUCUAUUUAUCCCCCGAUUUUUUGACAAAAUAAUGAAGCCUUAUUUUGAAUUUCUAAAAGCACCAUAAUCAGUAUGUGAUAUUCAUUUAUAAGCAUUUUAAAAGUGUCAUGAAUACGUUUUUCUUUGAUCUUCUUAAUUGUUUAUCUAAAUUAAAUGUCAGACAAACGAGUAGACUGGAACAAAUGCUCCAAUGAGCAUUUUAGGUUUUUUACUAAGCGAUGUGAAGUUUGUUUGCAAUUUCAAACUAAUUGAUACCAUUGAGCCAGUAUAGUAGGUCAACCAAAAUAAAUUCUAUGUUGUAUGUUAACCGUGUGGAGUUUGUUUGAAAGUUAGCAAAAAUAAAUGAAAUCAAGAAUACUGAAUUGUGAAGCAGAAGUUAAAUAUUAAUUUUUCACAAUUUUGAAAAGAGACAUCAAUGUGGCCUUCUGAUAUAGAUCAUAAGACGUAACCUGUACAAAUGUACAAUUUAUUUUUCCAUGCAGGUUAAAAUCAACAAAGCAACUUUAAAUCUUUUGUUAUUUUAUAGUUGAUACAUACUAUAUAGAUAUUUGAUCGAAGUAUUUAGAAAUUUGAUUUUUUACUCCCUCUCACAUAGAUUUAGAAAAAUCUACCUCGCAUGAAACAUACAAUUUAUUUUGGUUCACCUCGGUGAAUAUAGUGUAGGACAAAAAACAUUUGGCUUUUGAAAAUUUUGAGAGAUAUUUAUUUUUAAUCAAGAUGCUCUUUACAUUUGCAUUUGUACCUAUAAAACUUGUCUCAUAGAAUGUACAAUGUACAUGUAUAUAUUUUUUAAAAAGAGUUUACAACUGUGAAAUCCAUUUUCUACAUGCUAAAAGAAAUGCUACUUUUCACAUUAGAAAUUGCCCUACAAAUAACUGAUGAAAGGAUUUUCAACAAAUGGGGGAAAAAAUGAUUUAGUGAUUGCCCUACAACUUUAUCACAGAUAUUUGAUAGAAUUUGAACUAUUUUGAAAAACAGCAUUUUCAGUUUGUGAAAAGUCUCAUUACCUUUAGCUGUGCUUGAGGUAUUAUGAAGUGAAUGUGAUGAAAUAUUUAAAGUAUGACUUUAGGUGGAAAACUACAAUUUGAUGGGUUUUGCUAUUCAUAUUUUUCUGGUUGAGCCACAUGUUUUUGUUACUAUUGAAACUAAUAAAAUAGUAAAACAUCA